AUGCACUUUAUGUUUACAGAGUGUGACAUCCAAAUGAUUUCACAAGAUGACACGACUGAUGUUGUUUCCAGCACUACUGAUGGAAACGGGAAUGGAUUGACUGAGGCAUUCGUUCCCAACUCUGGCGUUUCAAAGCCGACAAUAAGCUAUACGAUUAAGGCUAUUAAUGAUGAUGUCAAAUUCUUCCGAUUUUCUGCCAAAGUAUGGAAUGUCCAAACUAUCCAAGUGUUUGUCCUUGACAGCAGCAACAAUCCUGUUGCGCCUAUCAAUCCCCGAGAGGUGUCAGUUUCGGGACCCUAUCCGAAAACGGUAGAUGUACGUCUGGUUGGUACUCCGGGUGUGACGGUGAAGAUAGUUCUUGAACCAACAUCAUAUGGUCAACCUAAACUUGAUGAAGUAGAGAUUGAUGCUUGCUUCACAUCAGUGACAACAACUACAAGUGUAACGACAACCGCAGUUCCUACAUCUACGUCUACUACUACAUCGACAACAACUGUACCAACAACAACGACCAUACCGACAACUACAGAAUCAACGACUCCCGAGGGAACGACAUCUACAACUACGGCUACCACUAGCACAACCACGUCUACGACCACUCAUAGCACAACGACAGAGUGUGACAUCCAAAUGAUUUCACAAGAUGACACGACUGAUGUUGUUUCCAGCACUACUGAUGGAAACGGGAAUGGAUUGACUGAGGCAUUCGUUCCCAACUCUGGCGUUUCAAAGCCGACAAUAAGCUAUACGAUUAAGGCUAUUAAUGAUGAUGUCAAAUUCUUCCGAUUUUCUGCCAAAGUAUGGAAUGUCCAAACUAUCCAAGUGUUUGUCCUUGACAGCAGCAACAAUCCUGUUGCGCCUAUCAAUCCCCGAGAGGUGUCAGUUUCGGGACCCUAUCCGAAAACGGUAGAUGUACGUCUGGUUGGUACUCCGGGUGUGACGGUGAAGAUAGUUCUUGAACCAACAUCAUAUGGUCAACCUAAACUUGAUGAAGUAGAGAUUGAUGCUUGCUUCACAUCAGUGACAACAACUACAAGUGUAACGACAACCGCAGUUCCUACAACAACCACUGCUCCAGAACCCACGACUACCACCACAUCGACAACAACUGUACCAACAACAACGACCAUACCGACAACUACAGAAUCAACGACUCCCGAGGGAACGACAUCUACAACUACGGCUACCACUAGCACAACCACGUCUACGACCACUCAUAGCACAACGACAGAGUGUGACAUCCAAAUGAUUUCACAAGAUGACACGACUGAUGUUGUUUCCAGCACUACUGAUGGAAACGGGAAUGGAUUGACUGAGGCAUUCGUUCCAAACUCUGGCGUUUCAAAGCCGACAAUAAGCUAUACGAUUAAGGCUAUUAAUGAUGAUGUCAAAUUCUUCCGAUUUUCUGCCAAAGUAUGGAAUGUCCAAACUAUCCAAGUGUUUGUCCUUGACAGCAGCAACAAUCCUGUUGCGCCUAUCAAUCCCCGAGAGGUGUCAGUUUCGGGACCCUAUCCGAAAACGGUAGAUGUACGUCUGGUUGGUACUCCGGGUGUGACGGUGAAGAUAGUUCUUGAACCAACAUCAUAUGGUCAACCUAAACUUGAUGAAGUAGAGAUUGAUGCUUGCUUCACAUCAGUGACAACAACUACAAGUGUAACGACAACCGCAGUUCCUACAUCUACGUCUACUACUACAUCGACAACAACUGUACCAACAACAACGACCAUACCGACAACUACAGAAUCAACGACUCCCGAGGGAACGACAUCUACAACUACGGCUACCACUAGCACAACCACGUCUACGACCACUCAUAGCACAACGACAGAGUGUGACAUCCAAAUGAUUUCACAAGAUGACACGACUGAUGUUGUUUCCAGCACUACUGAUGGAAACGGGAAUGGAUUGACUGAGGCAUUCGUUCCCAACUCUGGCGUUUCAAAGCCGACAAUAAGCUAUACGAUUAAGGCUAUUAAUGAUGAUGUCAAAUUCUUCCGAUUUUCUGCCAAAGUAUGGAAUGUCCAAACUAUCCAAGUGUUUGUCCUUGACAGCAGCAACAAUCCUGUUGCGCCUAUCAAUCCCCGAGAGGUGUCAGUUUCGGGACCCUAUCCGAAAACGGUAGAUGUACGUCUGGUUGGUACUCCGGGUGUGACGGUGAAGAUAGUUCUUGAACCAACAUCAUAUGGUCAACCUAAACUUGAUGAAGUAGAGAUUGAUGCUUGCUUCACAUCAGAGUGUGACAUCCAAAUGAUUUCACAAGAUGACACGACUGAUGUUGUUUCCAGCACUACUGAUGGAAACGGGAAUGGAUUGACUGAGGCAUUCGUUCCCAACUCUGGCGUUUCAAAGCCGACAAUAAGCUAUACGAUUAAGGCUAUUAAUGAUGAUGUCAAAUUCUUCCGAUUUUCUGCCAAAGUAUGGAAUGUCCAAACUAUCCAAGUGUUUGUCCUUGACAGCAGCAACAAUCCUGUUGCGCCUAUCAAUCCCCGAGAGGUGUCAGUUUCGGGACCCUAUCCGAAAACGGUAGAUGUACGUCUGGUUGGUACUCCGGGUGUGACGGUGAAGAUAGUUCUUGAACCAACAUCAUAUGGUCAACCUAAACUUGAUGAAGUAGAGAUUGAUGCUUGCUUCACAUCAGUGACAACAACUACAAGUGUAACGACAACCGCAUUGCCUACAACAACCACUGCUCCAGAAACUACGACUACCACGACAUCGACAACAACUGUACCAACAACAACGACCAUACCGACAACUACAGAAUCAACGACUCCCGAGGGAACGACAUCUACAACUACGGCUACCACUAGCACAACCAAGUCUACGACCACUCAUAGCACAACAACAGAGUGUGACAUCCAAAUGAUUUCACAAGAUGACACGACUGAUGUUGUUUCCAGCACUACUGAUGGAAACGGGAAUGGAUUGACUGAGGCAUUCGUUCCCAACUCUGGCGUUUCAAAGCCGACAAUAAGCUAUACGAUUAAGGCUAUUAAUGAUGAUGUCAAAUUCUUCCGAUUUUCUGCCAAAGUAUGGAAUGUCCGAACUAUCCAAGUGUUUGUCCUUGACAGCAGCAACAAUCCUGUUGCGCCUAUCAAUCCCCGAGAGGUGUCAGUUUCGGGACCCUAUCCGAAAACGGUAGAUGUACGUCUGGUUGGUACUCCGGGUGUGACGGUGAAGAUAGUUCUUGAACCAACAUCAUAUGGUCAACCUAAACUUGAUGAAGUAGAGAUUGAUGCUUGCUUCACAUCAGUGACAACAACUACAAGUGUAACGACAACCGCAGUUCCUACAUCUACGUCUACUACUACAUCGACAACAACUGUACCAACAACAACGACCAUACCGACAACUACAGAAUCAACGACUCCCGAGGGAACGACAUCUACAACUACGGCUACCACUAGCACAACCACGUCUACGACCACUCAUAGCACAACGACAGAGUGUGACAUCCAAAUGAUUUCACAAGAUGACACGACUGAUGUUGUUUCCAGCACUACUGAUGGAAACGGGAAUGGAUUGACUGAGGCAUUCGUUCCCAACUCUGGCGUUUCAAAGCCGACAAUAAGCUAUACGAUUAAGGCUAUUAAUGAUGAUGUCAAAUUCUUCCGAUUUUCUGCCAAAGUAUGGAAUGUCCAAACUAUCCAAGUGUUUGUCCUUGACAGCAGCAACAAUCCUGUUGCGCCUAUCAAUCCCCGAGAGGUGUCAGUUUCGGGACCCUAUCCGAAAACGGUAGAUGUACGUCUGGUUGGUACUCCGGGUGUGACGGUGAAGAUAGUUCUUGAACCAACAUCAUAUGGUCAACCUAAACUUGAUGAAGUAGAGAUUGAUGCUUGCUUCACAUCAGUGACAACAACUACAAGUGUAACGACAACCGCAGUUCCUACAACAACCACUGCUCCAGAAACUACGACUACCACGACAUCGACAACAACUGUACCAACAACAACGACCAUACCGACAACUACAGAAUCAACGACUCCCGAGGGAACGACAUCUACAACUACGGCUACCACUAGCACAACCACGUCUACGACCACUCAUAGCACAACGACAGAGUGUGACAUCCAAAUGAUUUCACAAGAUGACACGACUGAUGUUGUUUCCAGCACUACUGAUGGAAACGGGAAUGGAUUGACUGAGGCAUUCGUUCCCAACUCUGGCGUUUCAAAGCCGACAAUAAGCUAUACGAUUAAGGCUAUUAAUGAUGAUGUCAAAUUCUUCCGAUUUUCUGCCAAAGUAUGGAAUGUCCGAACUAUCCAAGUGUUUGUCCUUGACAGCAGCAACAAUCCUGUUGCGCCUAUCAAUCCCCGAGAGGUACGUGAAAACAAUGUCAUCAUGGCAUAUGAAUGA
Molecule: messenger RNA, 4356 nt
Organism: Pecten maximus
Lineage: Eukaryota; Metazoa; Mollusca; Bivalvia; Pectinida; Pectinidae
Product: mucin-5AC-like
Exons: 21
Coding region: 1-4356 (1451 amino acids)
Source: RefSeq, a predicted model, not a curated record